Molecule: messenger RNA, 1680 nt
Organism: Pistacia vera
Lineage: Eukaryota; Viridiplantae; Streptophyta; Magnoliopsida; Sapindales; Anacardiaceae
Product: phosphoenolpyruvate/phosphate translocator 1, chloroplastic
Exons: 9
Coding region: 82-1323 (413 amino acids)
Biological process (GO): transmembrane transport
Cellular component (GO): membrane; Golgi apparatus
Molecular function (GO): antiporter activity
Source: RefSeq, a predicted model, not a curated record
ACACAAAUACAUUUUUUUUUCUCUCUUCCUCCCUCUCUCUCUAGCCGUUUCCUUCGCGCUUUAAAUUUUCAGAUCUUCAAAAUGCAAAGCGCCGCCGCCUUCACCGGGGUCUCGCCGUCGCUCCCGCUCCUCAAGCCGCGGAAGAGCGUUUCGCCGAGCCCUAGAUUCGAGCCUCUCCUCUGCUCUUCCAAACGACAUGAUCUCUCCCUUUCUAGCAAUGUCGCUUCGUCGUCUCCCUCGCUCCCUCUGCGUCGAUCGUGGUCCUUGUCCUCCUGUAAUACUUCCAUGUUCAGGCCAUGGACCUCCGUCCCCGCUCGCGAUCCGGAAACGACUAGUCGUUUCGAAGUCAAGGCUACGGCUGUCCCCGAGAGUGCUGGUGGUGAGGAAGAGAAGUCUAGCUUGGUGAAGACCUUGGAACUUGGAUUGCUGUUUGGUUUGUGGUUCCUGUUUAAUAUCUACUUCAAUAUCUACAACAAGCAGGUUUUGAAGGUCUACCACUUCCCAGUCACCGUAACAGUGAUUCAAUUUGCUGUUGGGACUGUUUUGGUUUUGCUUAUGUGGACUUUGAACCUCUAUAAAAAGCCAAAAGUUAGCGGCGCUCAGCUUGCAGUAAUUUUGCCACUUGCAGUGGUGCACACUUUGGGCAACCUAUUUACGAACAUGAGUCUUGGGAAAGUGGCUGUUUCGUUCACUCACACAAUUAAAGCUAUGGAGCCUUUCUUCUCUGUUGUCCUUUCUGCUAUGUUUCUAGGGGAGUUGCCUACUCUCUGGGUGGUUUCUUCUCUUGUACCAAUUGUUGGUGGAGUGGCACUUGCUUCAGUCACGGAGGUCUCUUUUAAUUGGGCUGGUUUUUGGAGUGCAAUGGCUUCCAAUUUGACAAACCAGUCUCGUAAUGUUCUUAGCAAAAAGGUCAUGGUUAAGAAAGAGGAUUCUCUGGACAACAUUACUCUUUUCUCAAUAAUAACAAUCAUGUCUUUCCUCCUGUUAGCUCCUGUGGCAGUGUUCAUGGAAGGUGUCAAGUUUACCCCUGCAUACCUACAAUCUGCUGGAUUGGAUGUUAAAGUAAUAGCCACAAGGUCUCUUAUUGCUGCACUCUGUUUCCAUGCUUAUCAGCAGGUUUCAUAUAUGAUAUUACAGAGGGUAUCUCCAGUUACCCAUUCUGUUGGCAAUUGUGUGAAGCGGGUGGUGGUCAUUGUGAGCUCUGUUAUUGUCUUCAAAACUCCUGUCUCGCCAAUCAAUGCUCUUGGCACGGGGAUAGCUCUUGCUGGAGUUUUCUUGUAUUCAAGGGUGAAGCGUAUUAAGGCAAAGCCAAAGGCUGCUUGAAAAUUUGCUGGGGAAAAUUUUGAGGGUAAAUUGGGUCAUCAUUAAUUUGAACACAUGUUUUGUAGUUGAGGUCAGGAACUUAAUUAGCCAUUUUGGUUUGUAAUCUUCCUUUUUCUUCCCCUUUCUUCAUUUGGGUGAUACUGCCAACAGUUAUACGGAGAGUAAAUGAGAGCUACUCUGUAAACCUUUGUGUUGUCUUUCUAGUUUUAGCUUCAUUGGGAUUCCUUUGGUUAACGUUGUGCAUGUGAAAUGCAAUUUGGUCAUUCUUUAUAUAUUACAUUAUUCCCGCAUAAGGCGACGAGUUGUGGAUAUUAAUGGAAUGUGUUGCAGGGUAAAGUCGGUUGAUUUUUACCUUAU